Molecule: messenger RNA, 25508 nt
Organism: Xyrichtys novacula (pearly razorfish)
Lineage: Eukaryota; Metazoa; Chordata; Actinopteri; Labriformes; Labridae
Source: the annotation of a GenBank genome assembly
GACCUUCCACGGGACACGCGGGUCUGCACCGCGCAUGUUUGCGUGAAGCUGAGUGUGUGAUGUAACACGGUCACACGGGGGGUUAAUUGUGAGUGUAUUUUGAGUUCUUUUUUAGUGAAUCUAUUAAACUGUGGAGGGUGUAUUUGUUUAUUUUAUCGGUUUGUCCGGAUUUAUUCAGAGGGGAGGCGGAUUUCAGCACCGGAGCUGUCCGCCCGGAUGAUGCUGAAGCGACGAUGCUGAGCUCGAGCUGCUGAAUAUCUCUCUCUCUCUCUCUCUCUCUCUCUCUCUCUCUCUCUCUCUCUCUCUCUCUCCUUCCUCUCUCCUCUCCUCUCCUCUCCUCCUCCACACGCACAAAACGCUCUGUCAUGGCGUCUUCCAACCAUGUUACCCCCACCAACUGUAGCUGGUGGCCCAUCUCAGCCAUGGAUGAAGACGGCAAAAUCACAGACGGGGAGGAGUGCGAGGAACCGAGCACGGAGCCCAAACCCUUCAACAAAGACAGGCUGGUUUUGUACCACUGGACGCAGUCUUUCACCUCCCAAAAGGUAAGAGGGGGGAGAACAAACACAGAGAGAGAGGGAGAGAGCAGAGCAGGAGGCUGAAAAUGGAGGUGGCUCCACGUCUCUCUCUCUGCAUGAUGUGAUGCUGGAGCAUGGGUGUUUGUUUGUUAUGAUCGGAGCAUGUCUGUUGUUGUGGUGUGCAUGUUUCCCCGUGCACAGACCUCCGGAAUAUGAAUCUGAUCCUGCAGCUGGGCAGAUCUGCUGUAUGAGGCGUUCAGGAGCGCUGCAGCAUGGGGCUCAUUCCCUCGAUAUUUACCCGGAUUUGUGGUCAAUAUUCUGCUGCCUGUCAUUCCUCUCCGCAUAAAUCAUAUUUUAUCUAUCACCACCUUUCACCUUUUAUUGCCACAUCUGAUCUCCUGUGUGGUUACUACCUUUAUGUGCUCUGGAACAUGACAUCCUAAAUAAUUGAUUAAAAUGAUGAGCAAAACAAACCAAAGGCCAUCUUCUGCCUCCUCUCUGCAGCUGAUCCCUGCCAUAUGUUGGUAUUUUAUGGCUCCUUGAAGUCUACCUUUGAUUAUCUUGGCAAGCGUUCACCUGUGCCUCUCCUGUUCAGUACGCAUGUGUCAUAAAAAUGUUCACUUUUAACUAGAAAGCCAUUAAAAACAACAAGAAUUCAGCAAUAAGAACGCUUUAUAGGCUAAUGUGUGACUAAAAAGCAUAUUCAACAUAUUACAGGAGGGCUACACGGUCCAAUCAGUUAACUUUUCACCUAGAGCACAGCUGUACGGAAGCCCAGAGCGGCCAAACGUACUGUAAUGUGUUAGCUAAUUAUUUGACUGAUUAUUUCAUGGAAACAAAAUGCUGACUUCCAGACAAGAACAUUCAUAAAAUGGACAUAUCCCCUGGCUAGUUUAGGCUUUUAGAUUUGUUUGUAAAAUUAUCACGUUUGAAUAAUUAUCGGCUAGGUUUUUAAUAGUAUGUGGCAGAAAUCUUUUUGUAAAAAUUAUUAUUUUAGAGACUUGAUGAGAAUAAUAAAUCAAAUGAUCUUUCUCAGGGCUUAACACAAAUUGUUUUCACAAGGAGUGAAGUAAGUAGCUCACAAAGAACUUUAGAGAAAAUUGAUCAAAUAAUGUUUGUCUUAUUAGUCGACAUAAGUGCUAUUAUUUGAAAUCAAUUUUAGUUUUUUUUGGUCACAUGACAUGGAAGCUAUGGAAGAAAAUGUUCAAAAUUUGCCUUUAAAUUUAACACAAACUGUUUUUAGAGGACAGAUUAGUGAAAUAAAGAGGUGUAUCUUAUUGUCUGAUCUCAGUACUAUUAUUUGAAAUCAAUUUUAGGUCGAUUGGUCACAUGACUUGGAGCUUUUGAAAGAAAAAAGUCUUUUUUGAGAACAUCAAUCAGUAAUUUAUUGACGGUCCCUUAUUCAACACCCGAUGUUGACAGUGAGGGUGUCGAGUAGAUUUAACCGCGCUGAUGUUGUUGUCCCGAUUAUGGAGAGUGAGAAGACACCGGUAGAUCCUCAGUGAAUGUCCGUCAGAUAUCCAACCUAAAACUAACUUCGCUGCAAAAAAAUAUUUGUUGCCUUGACUGAUUUUUUUAUGUGCACAUGUCACCCUAAAUACAUUUUACAAUUCGCACUCAUCUAUUUUUAGUCGCAAAUGUGAGUGAAACGGUCUCACUGUCGAGCCCUGCCUUUCCUGAACUUGUUUAUGAAAGCGAAAACAAACUGCAGUUCCCUCUGUGUCCACUUGAGGCUGUCUCGAAAAGUGAGGAAUCCUCAUUAUGUCCCUUUCAUUUACAGUAAAAUUAAACAUCUUUACAAAUUGGUGCAAAAAAAUGUCCCGGUCCAUACAGCAAAGGCAUCUCUAGACUUUUUCGUGAUGACGCAGACUCGUACAAGGACACUAUGAAAUACUUAUGUUGGCAAACCAAGAUGCAACCUCAGGCUUUGAGAAAUGAAACCAUUGCAGUGCGAGGAGUUUUGCAUUAUCGGGGGAACAGCUGAGUUCACUGGCACACUGUAACAGUUAGCCAGGAGGCUAAAUACCUGCCUCAAUAUGCCGAUCAAGUUAAUUUAGCAUCAAAAUGUCUCCAUAGAAACCCAUCAGCAACAUCAUUGGGACUAGAUCCAUGUUUGGUCCGGUCUUUGGGGUUCUUGCUGGCAGUAAAGACUCGUCACUGUGUUUGAUCGUUCACACAGACUCCGAACACAACAAGCAGCCAACAGAUGUGACUCUGGGGUGUUUUUGAUGGAUAAGUGUCAAAGCAUGUCACCGUCUGCACUGAUAAAUACACUCACUCUUCUGACAGGUAGUUAUGAUUGAUGGUGUUUGUUAGAAAGUCACCCAAAAGGACAAAAAUGAGGAGGGUGAUGAUACUAGAUUGAAAAUGAGAAAAGUUAAAGGUGGUGUAGUCAGGAUCUGAGUUAGUCCAGUUUUUAGGAGAAAUCUUGAAUGUAAACUCGACCCCUCCCAACCAGUUUUCCCCUCAGCUCCUCCUCUCCCCUCAAGCCCCGCCCACAAACAGACGCUCCUGCUCCUCGUAUCGUUCCAGUUAAAUUCAGAUAUAAUGCAGAUAAAUACUUCAGAUCAUUACAAAUGGGGCCCAGUCAAGGUGAAAGUCAAAAGCAUUGGUGCUACUGUAGAUGCCAACAGACUACCAGCAAACACAAUGUUUGCAGGACUUCUACAACGAGGAUAAAGUGACAUAGUCCAGGACCCGAGGGAGGACAGUUUAGCGAUGGCGCUACAACACGCUACAGCAGGUCCGUUUGACAAGAAACACUUCUGUUACAGACACUUGUCUUACUUUGUUAAAGCGGUUUACCUGUCCAGCAGAAAGGUUACAGGGUCACCAAGAUCCCCAAGCGUCCCCCAUCGUUUAUGUUGACCCGGCUUUGUAGCUCUUGUCCGGUCUACCUCCGUUUUAAGCGCCCGUUAUUCCUCCAGAGUCUCCGGUAUUUACUUUGUUUUCUUGCUUGUGUCGGCAGUCGUGGCCAAAGGAGGAUUCAGACAAUUUUCCGAACUUUCUGGUUGGUUUCUACUGUCCGAUAUUGUAGCACGCUAACUUUGUUGUUUGUGAACGUUAUUGAAGGACGUGGAGCACACCUCACAACAUGGGGGAGCGGAUUCCUGCCGAGCCCACCUUUAAGAUCAAACUUAAAAGUGUAAUAUCACAAAGUUUGGACGCAGUUGUCUCCAUCUGGUGAUGUGAAAGUUAAAGUUGUUGUCAUAAAACUUUUGUGGCUUCGAUCAAACAUGUGAGCUUGUUUUUAUUUAGCCUCCUGCUCUCUUUGUCAUUGACAAUCUGAGCACAAAGCGUAUCUAGCUAACCAAGUAGAAUCGGACAGGUGAAAGCUUGAUCUCUGAUUGGAGCACAGAGUAAAAAGGGGCGGCACUUUGUAAAAGCUAAUACGCUGAAAAAUCAAUUUUAAAAGGAUCAUUAGCUGGUGUGAGUUUGACUCUUCCUGCUCUUUGAUAUCACGCUCCAUAUUAUAGGAUUAGUUGAAUAUUCCUCUCAUGAGAAGUGGCUGAAAGCGUCCUCUAUCCUCGCACAUUUCCCAGCUCUCGCUCUGCCUCUAUGAACUGAAGGUUGAUGUUUGGUUUGAUUUCUCUGCUUCAGAUCGACAACCUUGAGUCGAUGCUCAGCUUGAGGUCGCUGUGUGUCGCGUCUAAAAGGCCUCAUUGUUGGCUCGCAGCCACUCCAGUCUGAGCUGCUGCUGAUUGUGGCGGUUGUCACUCAGCAGAGGGUGAACGCCGGGUUCACUGUCACCAUUAUCUUCAAUCCUAGAGCCGGUGCAUCUGUAGUCACUCCAUCAUCGUGUCAGGGAACAGCGUGCAUAUUCGGAGCAAUGCACAGAGCUUUAACAUGCACGGCAAUCCCAUUUGAUUUAUUCUGUAACAAUGGUGUAACACUUUUUUGUUACGCAAGCUGCUGCUGCUGCUGCGUGCUGUAAAUGGCAGAGAGCGGAUUGCUUUCAUGAGAUUAGGAGGCCGAGCGUUAGGUUGUCCACUCUGACAGAAUUGAACCGAACGCUUUUGUGACUCGAUACAAAACAAACUCUCGCUCCACGGCUGGUCACGAUGAACACGAAGCGUCUCUGUAGCACCUUGACAGACGGUGUUAUAUUUAGUAGAUCUUGUGUAACUUGAAAACUUGAAAUCACUUCUCUCUCUGCAGACGGUAUCAUCAACGGGAUUAUUUACACGUCUGCGUCUACGCCUGAGCACUUUCACGAGCAAAGAGAGAAGCUCCUUCCCUUUGUGUUUAUAAGACUUCGCUUUCAUCGCCUGAAGUGGGUCAUACAGUACAGUCAUAUAAUUCAAGUGAGUGAUGCAGUGUGAACACAGGAGGGAUGAAAAAGAUAGAGACAUAUGGAGCUUGAUGCUUUGGACUAACUGCAUGUUUAGAGGCCGGCUUCACAAAUCAAUACGACUCUGGCAAACUCAGGGCCUGCAGGUUGGAGAUUUACACUUUCGAUUGGCUCGCUGUGACAGUGUAACUCGGCUGUUUCUGUCUGUGCAGGGGGGGGCAGUGUGUCACCAUGUUAACAAGUAUGUGAAUGAGCGUCAUGAGGUAGUUUCAAGGUGAGCCACAAGUGAGGAAUCAGGAGUUAGUGCAUGGUGGAGGAAAUACUUAGAAGUGUUGGUCGGUGAAAAGUGAAAAACAAUCUAAAUCGAAUCACUGCUGACUCUGAUAAAGCCAAGAGGGAUCUCAGCUAUCACUCUGUAUGAUAAUCAGUCAAGUUCUCUACAGAAUAUAGAAGUAUUAGGCACAAAUUAAAGAUUUUUUUUAAGAUCUAGAGAAAAAAACUGCUGUGAUUCAAAAAGAUGAACUCUUAAAGGGAUAUUAAUCCAGGCGUAAGAUUAAGUUAGGGUCAAACACACCCUAGCACCGAGUUAGACAACCGCUCCAGAGAUGAAUGUUGCCGACCGCUUACUUCUCUAGUUAUACCAACUUUAGUAACGACCGCAGGAUAGCAAUACAGAGAGCCACGCCCCCAACCAAAACGCCACUCUAUAGCCACAAAUAAUGCUCAGAACAGCACCUAACUUCAUCAACAGGACAUAUAGGGUCACAGACAUAGUACUAGACACCAAACAUCUUUUUAACUUUGACUCAUUUCUUUAGCAAAGAGACUAAACACAACUCACCUACUCUCUUCCAGCAGCCGCUUGUUUGUAGCGAGACCUUAGGCCAGUCCAUCGACUACAGCGGGGUGACGCAGCUCAAGGAAGAACAUUUAUGAUCAUUUCUUUAUCAUUUCCUUGAAGUAAUAAUCACCAUAUUAAUCAUUUUCACUGCAGACGUGGUAGUUCUUCUGCUUUAGCGUCUCAGUCUGAUUGUAUUUCCAUAAAGAAAUGAUCAUAAAUGUUCUUCCUUGAGUUGUGAAACCCCACAGCAGUCUGUAAUGGACUGGCCUGAGGUCUCACAACAAACAAGCGGCUGUUGGAAGAGAGUCACUCUGUCACUCUGACGAUUUAGAGAGAAAAACUGCUGUGGUAUAAGAAGAUCAAGUCUUAAUACACAUAAUCUCACAGUAAAGUUGGAGUUUUGGUCUCUGGUGACCAAAAUGAGGGAUGUGGGGCCUCUUGUUAAAUUGUUCCUAAUGUUUUGGCCCCUCAGCUCCACAUUGUUAUAGGAAUCAGGACUCUGAAAAGACAGUGUUAGAAGCUCAGUAUAGAGGGGUACCAAAAGCUCAGCUAUGACAGCACUACUGUGGUGAAAACAUUCACCCUCUGCAUGGCGCAGAGCUGUCUGAGAAUUACCCGCCAAAUUUGGCGUUUGGCGUUCGGAGGGUGUUCAUUUGUUUUGUUUUUGCUGGUAACUCUGCAGGUCAGUAGCGAUUGAGCGCCGACUCCUGUAGCUUCUCAUAUUCUCUGUUCUCAGUGCGGUAAUCAUUUUGCAGAUGUCCCGCUGUCUUUAACAGUUCCUGACAAAAGUCUGCAGAUUGGUAUCUUUUGGGCAUCGUCCAACUUCUUGAAGCUAAACCGCCUCAAUAUUAUUUCACGCACUGUUGAAGUAACAAGUAAGAUGUAAUCUCAGAUGAUAAAAACCUCCACAAGAGAGAAAAAUGAUCAACAACGGACGUGAUGAAUCUACAAAGACACAAAACAACAACAGAGAUUUAGAGCUCAGUUAGAGAAAUUCAAAACAAACAAAAAGAGACAAAACUUUGUGUUUGCGUCAUUUUCCGUAUUUGUGUCUCAUGAUAUAUCACAGUAUAAAGUUAUAUAGAAGUUAUGAUGACCGGCCUUUGAUAUAAUUUAAUCAGAGGAUAUUUUCAGUUCUUUGUUCAGUAUUUAUGAGCGACAGGAGAGGAAUAAAAACUGAAUGAAUUUGCUUUUUUCUCUCUUUCUCCAAUCUCAAGGAGCUGCGACAAACCAGACGUUUUAUUAACCGGAAACUACUCGAAUCAUGACAUUCAUAAAGAGAAGUUUGGUGGUUGUUAAAUGUAUGUGUGAUAGUGGUUUUGUUGAGAAUCAGGAGCUGUGGGGAAUUAAAUGCAGCAAAUGUCCAGUCAGCUACAAAUCAGAACAUGAAGUUGCUGCUCGGGGCGUUGGCGGCCAUCUGCCGUGUGCCUCCACCACUCGGCUCUCAGGUCGUCUCUUUAUGAGCUUUUUCUGAAAACCUCAGGGCCUGUGUCCAUUUUUGCACUGGUGGUGCUUUUAUUUUGUCAACUCAAACCAGCUGAUGCAGAGUAUUUAUGCUGCGUUCCAGUUACCUCAGAAGUCAGAAGUCCGAGCUGGGAAUGACAUUACACACUCGAGUUACCAGUGCAAGUUAUUGGAAAGCAAAAUCAGAGGCAGAAACAAGAAGACUACAUCUACGAAAGUUAUUUUAGCACUUGCACCAAGGAGCGCCACAGGAAAUCUUUCCUGCCGGUGGUCAUCAGACUUUUUAACUCCUCCCUCAGAGACUCUGACAUCAUCAGCCAGUAAUCUUUACCUGGACUCUGCUUACUGUUUAAAUGCAUACUAUUUUACUAUUUUUUGUUGUAUAUAGCGUACAUGCUUAUAAAUUAUCUCUUUAUUUUCACUUAUUUUUCUUAUUUUAUCUGUUCUUUCUACUUCAUUUGCACUGGAGUCACUGCAGCAAAGAGCCAUUUCCCCCUGAGGAUUAUUAACGUAUUUCUGAUUCAGAUUCUGAUUGUCCGAAUAUCAGCAAGCACAAAGCAAGCGCUAAAAUAACUUUCAUAACUUUUCCUCUGAUUUUGCUUUUUUCCGACUUGGUAACUGAAACACAGGUAACUCGGGUGUGGCCUCAUUCCCAGCUCGGAUAUCUGACUUCUGAGGAAACUUGAACGCAGCAUUAGAGUUCAGACUAGGACUGGGCGAUUAUACGAUCAUGAUAAAUGAUCGUGAUAAAUUUCAGUUCGAUCACGGUGAUCAAACUUGGCGAAAAUGUGCAUCACAACAGUCAAUCAGAGUCGAGCUUUUCCUGCUCACUUCUCUGGAAAAGUAAACAGAGUAACUGAUCAUGAGGGCAGUAAAAUAGAUGUCCCCCAUGACUUUGAGUCAUCCUCCAAAGAUGUUAUUAUUGAGAAGAAAAGUUAUUUAACGUCUUAUUUAGUAUUUAUCUAUUUAUUUUUUAGUUUUAAGUACAGAUGCUUUAAAACUAUCACUUAAAAAAAAUCGGGAUAAUUUUCGAGAUCGGACAAUAUGACAAAGUAUAUCGUGAUCAUCUUUUUGGCCAAAUCGCCCAGGCCUAGUUCAGACUCCACUUGGUAGAAUAAAGUUUAACUUUUGAAACACUUAAGUGUCACCUCUUCAUCACUGGUCAAUAAAUGUUUUUAAAAAAGGGGGCGGGACUUCUGAUAAGGGCUUGUCAUUGGUGGACACAGGCCCUUAAACUGUUAACUGACUUGUAUCAUAAUAUGUGUCUGAAAUGUAAAGGAGUAGAGGAGAGAACGUAGAAGUAAAUGAACCUAGAGAGUGUUGAGUAGUUUCAUCUGUAGCAGACUUCAUAUUGUUUAGUGUGAGGACUUUAUUUGUGCCGCUCCAGCAGCUGAACCACUUGGCAUCAUUACUGAGGAGUGACUAACAUUAUUAUAUAACAUACAGCAGUGAGAGUGUGUUAUUGUGGGCGUCACUGAGGGAGACCUCAGCUGUGCUCGACUGGGACUGAGUUAUUUGACUGUUUUAUACAUAAAUCUGUGGUUUAGUGAGGAAAAGAGCAAAGCUGCUGGAAAUGUGAAGCUCUUUUUUCAGAGAUUUGCUCCCCUCUGUCCUCGACUGUGGUCAGUCUGUGUCUCACUAAAUCAUUCAGUUGUAUUUCAUAAAGCCAUGCCCGGUCAUGUUCAGCAAAACUCCCAAUUUGCUUCUCCUCCUUAAGCGGCCGAAUGUAGUGCUUUACAGCCCAGGUGUCAUCUCCUUUCAUUAAUCUCGUUCGCACUAAUAGCUCUCUGUGGACCUUGGCUUAUCCUUCAUCCUGCAAGCAAAGCAGCCGGGAAGGUUUUCUGGCCAACCUUCAGCAUGCUAAGCAGCGUCGUAUUAUUUUGGAGGAAAAAGCAAAAAUAUCACAUGAUUAUUAAUGAACCUGAUUUUCCAGGAGGCCCUGAUGAAAAUGAACAAACUAAUAUUCGCAGUGCUAUUUUUUUAUCUUUUUAAAAUGAUUCAUCCUGCCCGUCUGGUAAUUUACCAUCUGUGUUAAGAUGUUCGGAGACAAAUAUUCUCGGGUCUUUGUGAAACGAGCCAAAUGUACUUUAUAAGCGUGAAUAAUUGUGUUCUUCACGUCUGCUUACUCUUGUUUUGAAGCUCUUCAGAUUGUUUUUAAAACCUGUUUCAUCCUAAAUGUGAUCCUGAUCUUGUUUCCGACUGAUUUGAUCUGUUUCUGCUCUGCUCAGGGACUCUGUCGUUUUGCUUCAUGACAGUAAAGACUCAUCCCUCGUCUCCAAGGUUCAGACGGUUUAUAUCAAAUGAUGAUUUUUUACCGUGUCGCCCUUUGCAGCAAAAAGAAGACCGAGUGUUUAAUUCGUGCUUUUACCGUCUCCUCUUUCCUGCUCAUUUCAUGCUGCAUAUUCUUCUGAUUGCAGGUACGUCUAGUCAUAAACGAGAAGGGUCUGGUCUGCGAGGAGCGGGAUGUGAGCUUGCCGCUGCAGGAGCACAAGGAGCCCUGGUUCAUGAGGCUGAACCUGGGAGAGGAGGUGCCCGUCUUUCUUCACGGGGACACCAUCAUCAGUGACUACAACCAGAUUAUAGAUUAUCUGGAGAAAAACUUUGUGGGAGGUAAGAUGCAGUCGUGACGUGGAAUCUCCUCUUUCUGUUUCUAUAAUUCAAUCUUUGGUUUGAAAAGCAGAGACGGACAAACUGCUGCAGGUCCUCGGGGCAAAGAUUAGCUGAUCAAACCACAUUUAUCCCGUUCAUUUCCAUUCAGUUCCUCCUGCUGCAGAUCGAACAGAUCAUUCAGUGUCUUAGAUUUAACGUCAGGACUUAGAUGUCUCUCAUAUUUUCUCACUCGUGAUCACGACAUCCUCUCUGUCGUCAUCCUCGUUGUGUCCUUCAGACUCACUCCUGCUCUCCUCUCUCCACCUGUGGCUUCAUGAUAGUUUGUCCUGCUGUUGCAUGACGUGUUAAAGAUAUUGGUCCACCAUCAGUGUUGUGCUAGUUACAGAAAAAAAGUAAUGUGUUACUGAGAAAGCAACUAUUUAGUUUCUGUAAAACGUUCUUCCAACAUCUGCGAUUUUUGCCGUACACUGAUUCCCACUGGAUCUGUUUGUGAGGUGAAUUUUGUGGCGGAUUACGGACAUCAGGAAUCACUAGAACUCACAAGAAUCCACAGAUUGACGUGCAAUUGUGCGAUAACAAGUUGUCUUUAGCCACAUAGACUAACCGUGUAAGCAGUAGAUUGUGUCCUUCCAGAGGAGGAAAUCUACUUCUUGACUUCUAGAAUCAGCAUCUUCUCAUCCAUGGUGUCAUCGGGGUGAAAUGACGUCUAAAAACCUUUCACUUGUUCAUCUCCGCCCGUUUGCGUGGUGUGAAAUACGAUCCUCCUGAAACACGGAGUGUUUUAUUUUGAAAAGAAGCCGGAUGUUUUAUUUUGUGUCUGUGCCCGACUUCCUUUCCAGCACGGGUUAAUCUGUGCUGAAUUUAUCCGCCAUGCUCCGGCGUCCAGAAAAAAUAGAACUCUUGCGAUCAGCUGAGGAGUCCGGCGAUCCACAGAGAAACGGAAAGAAGCCGGUGGAAAUCGCCACCGUGCCGUUCCCUGACCUGUCCAGUCCUCUUCAUGGCGCAUGUUUGAUUACGUGUGUGAGGCCAGAGGGUGACAAGUGAUUUGUUUUUCCAAUUCAAUUAAACUUUAUAGAUCGCCUCACCAAAAGGAACGGAGUAACGCAGCGUUAAUUACUGAAUAAAGUAACGGCGUUCCCAAUAACGCGUUACUACCCAACUGUCCACCACUGAUUCUAGCUGUAGCCUCAAAUCCUGUGUGCUCCCAAACUUUGAGGGCAGGAGCCACACCCACACUCUGCUGUCAACAAGGAAGUGAGGAAGGGUGUGUUUCAUUUUCGUAAAGGACGUAACGUGAAAAACACAAUAACCAACAGUCUCAACUAUCAUACUUUAUGAUUUUGGUGGGCUCUAAUCGUAAUUAAAUCUGAUCAGUCUCUGCAUAUUCAUUUUAAAUAUCACUUUUCUGUCUCAUUGACCACUAAACAGCACUGUUAUCAGCCCUGAAUAAACCGAUUUGGGUUUAUUUACUAUGAAUAGUAAAUAACACAAAUAUAAGUGGGUUAUUUCGGGGGUGGCUGCCUCAUUAACAGUGUUAUUAAUCCAGGAUUUUUCUCAAAGCUAAAGAAAAUAUCAGGCUGCAUCUUCCAGUUUGUGAAACAAAGACGUUGGAUCCAGUCGGAGGCCAUCUGUCGUUCUCGUCUGUGAAACCGUGUUAGUCGUCGCAACAGUGUCUUUGCAGCAAAGUCACGGAGAUGAACUCCUAUGAUUAGAUGAGAUGAAAUUGGAAUGAUCUCUUGGGGAAAAUUCACGGCAGUCGAGGAUGAGACACAGAUACAAACAAGAACAAGAGAGAGCGAGGGGGGGGGACACACAGGCGACGUGGAGACACUAAACAUUGAGAGCGUCGCAAAGUAAAGAUUCGUCAAUAUGUGGAAAGUGCAUCGUGAGAAAACGAGUCCGAUUAACGGCUAAAACUGUCAUCAGUGUAAGAAAACGCUGAGAUGAAACACUUAAUCCUGUUAUCUGUGAGUGUUGUGAUACAGUAUCUGUGGGCGGUGUGUCCUAUAGACCCGUCAGCUGAAACACCAUGUUAUGUAAUCUUCAGAGAGCCUCAAACCAGUGAAGCCCUGAGGGACAACUCUCCGGUUAUAGCUGAGGCUGUGGUCACUUGUUUGGAGCGGUGGUGCUUGAAAUCUUUACAGAGGAUCUGGUUCAAUGGCUGCGUGAUUAUAUUAGUCUGGAGAACCACGACUGACCCUGGUGUUUGAUGUCUUGUUAGACCCAAUAAUGUAAGCUGUUGUAUGAGAGCUGUUUGCAGAUUUACAGAACAGUUUUUGCUUGAAUCUGCAGCCAUUUGUAACUGAGGUUAACCCUGGGUUCCUACUAUGUCCGUUUGGGGCGUCAAAUUUGGUGACAGUUCUUAUUUUUCUUCAUAUUAAAAACAAAACAAAACUCUUUGUCACCUUUAGUUCUCCGUCGCUGCAUUUUAGCUCCAUCCACCCUAUUUUGUCUGCAAAUCGGCCAAUAGACUUCCAUUAAAAACAUGUUUUUUGACCUUUUGUUUAUGGCACCAUAACAACAUAUUACAACCUUAUUUAUGCAGUCACUCGAUCACCAGGACUCUAAAUUUUACUUUCCAACAGUGAUACGAGAGUGUUUGAAGGAAUCCGUUAAAGAAUCCUUAUUUUAUUUAUUAUGAACACUUAUCUGCAUGUCCGUUUUGGGGUCAAAAUAGGCUGGAUGAAGCUAAAAUACGGAAAUUGGCACUUCAAAAGGAUUUAAAUGCACCAAAAUUGGUUUUACCUCUCAUUACUGACUUGGCUCAGACUCAUUUUGUAUGGGAACUAUGGAAAUGUUGUGUUUUUUUACCAUUAAAAAUAGAAGUGACAUGGUGCACAGACCGGGCAUAAAAAGGGUUUAACAUCAAAUUUUUUAUUUAUUGUUUUUUUAAUGGACAGGCUGAGGUUGUUUAAGAAGUUUUAGUCGAAAAAAGUGAAAAAAAAUCAGAGACCAAAUCCCAUGGGGAAAAUUGGCAAUUUAAGGCCUGACGUCUCUAUACACCAGACACGAUUUUCUGUUCUUCGGUGAAGGUUAAUUUUGUGAUUAUUUUUGUUGCCGGUUUGUCACUUUCUCAUUGUAGGUUAAUUUAUUAUGGAUUUUUUUUUCAGGUUAGGUUCAUUUUAAUCAAAAUUAUUUAAUUAUCUAAAAAUCCAUUGGAGUUCAUGUACUUUUUUCUAUGACCCUUAAGUCAGGUUUCUUUUUUUUUUUUUUACCCUUUUUUUCUUCAACCGAACUAAGAUGGCCAUCGACUGGAGAUGAAUGACCACCUUGUUCAAUUUUAGUUUACUUGAGGAUUGAGGAUUACUUAAUUUCAUAAGGACCUCUUGGACUGUGGAAGAACACAUGGACUUUUUUCUUGGUUUCUUUUCCUCCCUCUUGUCCAAGUUUUGGAUUAUUCAUUUAAUUGAAAGAAAACCUGUUUAUUUUUUUUUUUAUCACUUUACACCUUAUUUCCUGUUUUAUUUAUUUUAAUACAUUACUUAAACCUUACUUUGUGUUACUGUUUCAUUGAUAUUUUCACAUUCUGGGCUCCACAUACGAACCUACACUCACCGGCCACUUUAUUAGGUAUACCUGUCCAACUGCUCGUUAACACUUAAUUUCUAAUCAGCCAAUCACAUGGCGGCAACUUAGUGCAUUUAGGCAUGUAGACAUGGUCAAGACAAUCUCCUGCAGUUCAAACCGAGCAUCAGUAUGGGGAAGAAAGGUGAUUUGAGUGACUUUGAACGUGGCAUGGUUGUUGGUGCCAGAAGGGCUGGUCUGAGUAUUUCAGAAACUGCUGAUCUACUGGGAUUUUCACGCACAACCAUCUCUAGGGUUUACAGAGAAUGGUCCGAAAAAGAAAAAAUAUCCAGUGAGCGGCAGUUCUGUGGGCGGAAAUGCCUUGUUGAUGCCAGAGGUCAGAGGAGAAUGGCCAGACUGGUUCGAGCUGAUAGAAAGGCAACAGUGACUCAAAUAACCACCCGUUACAACCAAGGUAGGCAGAAGAGCAUCUCUGAACGCACAGUACGUCAAACUUUGAGGCAGAUGGGCUACAGCAGCAGAAGACCACGCCGGGUGCCACUCCUUUCAGCUAAGAACAGGAAACUGAGGCUACAAUUUGCACAAGCUCAUCGAAAUUGGACAAUAGAAGAUUGGAAAAACGUUGCCUGGUCUGAUGAGUCUCGAUUUCUGCUGCGACAUUCGGAUGGUAGGGUCAGAAUAUGGCGUCAACAACAUGAAAGCAUGGAUCCAUCCUGCCUUGUAUCAACGGUUCAGGCUGGUGGUGGUGGUGUCAUGGUGUGGGGAAUAUUUUCUUGGCACUCUUUGGGCCCCUUGGUACCAAUUGAGCAUCGUUGCAACGCCACAGCCUACCUGAGUAUUGUUGCUGACCAUGUCCAUCCCUUUAUGACCACAAUGUACCCAACUUCUGAUGGCUACUUUCAGCAGGAUAAUGCGCCAUGUCAUAAAGCUGGAAUCAUCUCAGACUGGUUUCUUGAACAUGACAAUGAGUUCACUGUACUCAAAUGGCCUCCACAGUCACCAGAUCUCAAUCCAAUAGAGCAUCUUUGGGAUGUGGUGGAACGGGAGAUUCGCAUCAUGGAUGUGCAGCCGACAAAUCUGCGGCAACUGUGUGAUGCCAUCAUGUCAAUAUGGACCAAGCUCUCUGAGGAAUGCUUCCAGCACCUUGUUGAAUCUAUGCCACGAAGAAUUGAGGCAGUUCUGAAGGCAAAAGGGGGUCCAACCCGUUACUAGCAUGGUGUACCUAAUAAAGUGGCCGGUGAGUGUAAGUUAUCACAUUUCAAUUACAAAUCAUGUAGAAUCGACAAUCUUUCCCCUGUGUUACACAUUCAUUAUCCUCUGGAGUUUGUAGUAAGAUUUCACUCUAAGUUUAUCUGCUUUGUAUUUUUGGUCUAAUCAAUGUAAAACAAUCACACUUCCAAUUCAAAUCAGGACUAAAGAUGGUCGUGCUUUUAGCUGGAAGUGGAUCUGCUGGAUCAAACCUACAGACGUGCUUUUUCUCUGCGUUGAAAUCCCCAGUGAAUGUUGGCAGUGUGGGCUGCAGCUGGCCUGGAAAGUGCGGAUGUCUGAGAAAACAGACUCCUAUACCAUUUCAGAGCAGCGUGGUGCCAACUCGGUCUACUUUACAGUGUAGUUAGGAUGCUGCAGGGGGGCUCUGGUUAUGUGAAAAUGUAUUGUCACUCUACAACAUAAAGACCUCAGUUGCUCUUUUGCUUCGUGUGCUGUUCUCGUAAUGUUCCCAUCACGACUCUGCAGCAGAACACCUACAGGACAUGACAUGUUCAUGCUGAUCCCAGGACUGAUUACUUAGCUUUCUGGAGGUCUGCCAGAUGCAGCUCCACCCUCCACCGGCACCUCUGAACAUCCUCGAGCAGACCGUCUGUGUUUUGUCAGUUUUGUCCCCGUGUCAUUCUGGCUGUGACCCUGCGCUGAGAUAAAAGCUCGCUCUGCUCCGUCUCAUCUUUAAUACCGAGUCUCAGCAGCAGGUCAUUAAGUUGAACACCAUCCCUCUCAGCGGAGCAGUGUGCAGCCGACAAGCCGAGCACUAACACACAAGAAUUAGGACGGCGAAAUAUCAACUUCGGCGCCAUCAAGAGGAGCGCUAUUAAAGGAGCAAUUCAACAUUUUCAGACAAAAACAGCCGCUCAGAAAUCAAAGUGUGAAAAGUGGUUUUUAUACUGAGGAGGUAGAUAAAGAGAUCGAUAUCACUCUGAUAACUGUUCGCUUUUAUGAGGCUUGAUCCAGCAGCUGUAGCUUUUAUUAGCUUAACAUAGAGGCAGGAAACAAGGGACAGAGCGGUCUGUUUUAGAGUGAAUAAAAUCUCUGCUCUACUUAACUUCACAUCGCCAUGUCUUGUGUCAGAGUAAAGUUUACAAUUUCAGCUUCUUGUAGAUUCUAGGAAUCAGUUUUCAACGUUGUCUUAUCAUGUCUCUCAUAGCGUUAAAGGUGGUGUAGUCAGGAUCUGAGUUAGUUCCAGUUUUUAGGCGAAAUCUUGAAUGUAAACUCUACCCCUCCCAACAAGUUUUCCCCUCAGCUCCUCCCCUCAAGCCCCGCCCACAAACAGACGCUCCUGCUCGCUCGUAUCGUUCCAAUUAAAUUCAGAUAUAAUGCAGAUAAAUACUUCAGAUCAUUACAAAUGGGGCCCAGUCAAGGUGAAAGUCAAAAGCAUUGGUGCUACUGUAGAUGCCAACAGACUACCAGCAAACACAAUGUUUGCAGGACUUCUACAACGAGGAUAAAGUGACAUAGUCCAGGACCCGAGGGAGGGCAGUUUAGCGAUGGCGCUACAACACGCUACAGCAGGUCCGUUUGACAAGAAACACUUCUGUUACAGACACUUGUCUUACUUUGUUAAAGCGGUUUACCUGUCCAGCAGAAAGGUUACAGGGUCACCAAGAUCCCCAAGCGUCCCCCAUCGUUUAUGUUGACCCGGCUUUGUAGCUCUUGUCCGGUCUACCUCCGUUUUAAGCGCCCGUUAUUCCUCCAGAGUCUCCGGUAUUUACUUUGUUUUCUUGCUUGUGUCGGCAGUCGUGGCCAAAGGAGGAUUCAGACAAUUUUCCGAACUUUCUGGUUGGUUUCUACUGUCCGAUAUUGUAGCACGCUAACUUUGUUUGGGCUCCUGAACGACACGGGGGAGCAGCGUCUGCCUCACAACCAAUCAGGUUAAAGGAGGUGGAGAACGGCUUUGUUUACAGUCAGAAAGAGAAAAUGUUGACUACACAGACAUAACAAAACACAGAGAUAUCAUAAAAUUACCAAAUGUCAUCAAGAACUAAUAACUACUGACUGAUAUUAAAAGCUUUUUUGUAUAUAAACCACAAAAAAGAUGCUCCUUUAACAGAUUCCUGUCUACCCCAUCUUAAAAUCUCUCCUGUCAGAUUAGGAGAGAAAGAUGAGUCCAUAAAAGCCACACUGAAAUGUUUUCCACACAAUGACGACUGUAAACUGAGGAACAGCGAAUUAAAAGACUCUCUCUGGGAUAUUUUGUUGGAUAUAUUGAGCUUUAAUGAAACUAUUCCUUUAUAUUUCUGUGCAAAUUGUGUUUUUGUCGAUUUGGGUUUCAUCUUAUUGAGCUAACAAUGUUUACUGCUGAGAGCGGUCCAGUUUUCUCCGAGUUUAAAGAUUCUUUAAAUGCUUUUUCGUUUCAGGAGACACUCUCUAUUCAGAUUGCUUCAGUAUUGUUUAAAUGUCAUGCAUUGUUAAGACACGGCUGGUGGCGUGUAACUGGAAGUAGGAGGUGUUGUCUGUUACCAGGUAACAGUAUUGUGUGUCUGACGGCUGAAGCGCUGAACGUCGUGUUAUUUUUGGGAGCAGAAAGCUUAAUAACAGUUGCCUGGAAACCUCAGGUGUUCGGAGAAGUUCAUGAAAUCACAGAACAAGAAAACUCGAGUGCAACAAGCUCUGGAUUUAUUAUUUCUCAGUUUGUGUAUCGACUUAGUUUUCAGGGUGAAGGUGAAAAUGUUUUCAAAUCUCUGUUUCGCCCACAGAUUCGGUGGCUCAGCUGAUUCCCGAUGCAGAAUCGCCUCUCCACGAGCGCGUGCAGCAGUACCGUCAGCUACUGGACGGUCUGCCCAUGGACGCUUACACACACGGCUGCAUCCUCCAUCCAGAGCUCACCACUGACUCCAUGAUCCCAAAGUACGCCACUGCAGAAAUACGGAGUAAGUCGAGCCAAAUCCAGAGAAAAUCAUCGAUAUCAACAAAAAAUCAGACGUGAAGUCCAACCAGCAGAUCUGAUUUUGUAAAACAGAAGAUUGUGAACGUAUGCCUCUCAUUAAAAGUCUCAUGAGUUCAUUGUUCCUGAAAACACAGACGAUAAAAAGAGUGAUGUCUGUCUGCUCACAAAAACAGGAACAGUCUGGAGUUCAGACUGAAGCAGCUGAAUCCACCGAAGCGUUCGUAACAUUCAGAGUGAAUCAGAGUUCAUGAAAUCAUCUCGUUCUGUGCAGCAAAGCGACUGAACUCAAUGUGCCGUUCACCAGCAUGUUUACUCAAGUUGAAUAUUUGGAUUUAUGUGUCUUUAAAAUCAGUUUCUGUUUCUAAGAGGUGAACUUUUAAAGACAGACAUGAAAUACUAAAAUAUUUAUACGCUGUCUUUAUUUUGAACCCAUUAUUGAGGUCAUUUUCGAGCUCUUGAGGCUGACUGAACUUCAACUUUAAGGUCAAACUGCUCUGCCAAAGCAAAAACAACAGUGAGCGUUUUUAAUGCAAAGUCAUUAAUCUUCCUCGUUAUGUUUCCAAACCUCCGUCAACAUUUUCCUUCUGUUUCCUGCAGAAUUUGAUCAGCAGAUGCUGUAAUUUAAAGCUACUCAAUACUCAGAAAUCUCUUCAUUCAGCACUUUGUAGUGUCAGAUUUACGCAGCAGAUGAUAGAUUUAACUCGAGCUUCUCUAUCAGGUAAUGGACUCGACAUGUAAAUCAAAGCGAGGUGGACUCGAUCGAGUCCUGCAGCAGAACCGCAGGAUUUAUGGUUUAUAAUCUCAACAUCCCUACUAUCUGUCAUGAUUUGUUUUGUUCAUUUAGUUUUCUCCUGGUUUUGUUAUUUUAGUGUAUUUUCUGGGUGUUCCUGUUCCCCUGUAGUCCAGUCCUGUUAGUUUUCAGUUUGUCUCUGACCCUGUUUCCCUCCUGUUCUCUGUGUUUUAUUCUUUAAAUCAGUUUUCAGUGUUUAUAUCCUGUUUUAUUUUGUAGGAGUUGAUUCCUUCUGUGUCUAGUCUGGUUUUACUUCCCUAGUUUUCCCUCCUUUUGUUGAUCACCCAUGAGUUUCACCUGUUAGUCUCCUUGUGGGUUUUUCCCAGAGCCUUUUUGUUUGUUCAGGAUUUUGCUCCUCGUGUUUUUUCAGUUGGACAUUUUGAGUUAUUGUUGGCCUUUUUCAGGUUGAGUGUUUUUACAUGCUUCUAACUCAGUAAGUCCACGCGACAUUUGAAGGAUUUUAUAAACUCCCCCGGACAGCCCCCCAGAAAAAGGACAUGUCCGGGUAAAAGAGGACGAAUGGUCACCCUAGUUUAACCUUAACCGUGUGACACUAACCUUAUCUCUCACAAUCAGGACUUACUUUAUGAAAAUGAGGACUUACAGGGUCACACUCUGUUUGAUAAUUGUGGCUUUUAAUCUCUUAAUGAAUUCAUGAUUCUCACUUUUAUCUUUAACCUAAAAUUGACUGAAUUCUAAGUUUGACUUUUUAAUGUAAUGAUUAGGAUCUACUUUCUAAUUUCUAGAUUAAAAUACUAAAACUCACCAUACUGCAAUCUCCAUCUGUCGUGUGUGCUUGUUUACAUGCGGGUGGUGGAGCGUUAUAGUAUUAGGACAGCAGCAAUCAGCUGGCUAGUGGCAAAAAGCACGACAGCUUAGGCACAACGUAAGACCAAAAUACAAAGACUAAAAACUCUGACACUGACUAGAAAGAGUGAUAAUGUUUCGUCAUUGAGUGAGAUAAAUAUGUGCAUUUUUACAAACUAUCGCAUCAGUCAGACUUUCAUUUUUCUCGUACUCAAGAUUUAAAAUGUGAGAUUUUUCAUUUUCCUUUUAGUUUUCACUCAGAAACAGAGAAGUUUUCAAAAAUCACAGCCUCUCAUUGUAUUUCUGAACAAGUGUGGCUCAAUAGAGUAAAUAAAGCUUUCACUUGUGACUGGUGUUUGUAGGAUCGAGUCAAAUAAACUACAAUCUGUGUGUGUGUUUGCUAAUGAGGGGAUCUGUCAGUCAGUGUGGCUCAGAGACGUGUUUUUGGACGACAGUGAAGCUCUUUGGCUGAGAGAAAAGACAACAGACCCACCAAACCCAGUUUCAGAAAUCCAGAAAUCAUUUUCAAACUCUGCUAGAAAAAUGUAGAAUUUUUAAAAAGACGAUCGGCUGUUUAAGACGAGUUCUCGACACAAUAACUCCCUCUGCUUUAGGGCUCGGUGGGAGGGCACAGGUGAGAUUGAGCUCUCAGGGCAGUCAGAUAAACGUACGGAGGAUUAAACUCACUGAUCCCUAAAGUGUCUGCUCUGUAAAAAAACACUGGAGUAUUUUAAAAUAAGUGAACCGACAGUCUCAGUUAAACUUGUCUCUGAUUUCCUUUGCAAAAAGUUCUAAAUAGUAAAUUCAGUAUUUACAAUAUACCAGAAAAAAAACUACAUUAUCUAGAUUUUCCAAAGCAAACAUGUCAAAAUGAACGUGUUUCAUACUUAACAGUAUAUAAAGACAUUGUUUGUGUGUCAUUUGUGUGUUUGUGUGUGUGUGUUCAGGACACCUUGCCAAUGCUGCGACAGAGCUGAUGAAGUUGGACCAUGAGGAGCCUCAGCUGACAGAACCGUACCUGUCCAAGCAGAAGAAACUCAUGGUGAGAUCAUGUUUCCAUUUAAUUACAUGUAAAAAUAAAAAUAAAGUGGAAAUUUUAUGGAGAAAUAAAAACGGCUUCAAAUCCGUAUACAGGCAGAAGGCGGAGCCAAGUUGUCCGUAGUUUAUACAGUCUAUGUCAGCACUUUAUCUUUUUAACGUUUUUGUCUGUUUUUCCAGGCAAAAAUCUUGGACCACGAUAAUGUGAAUUACUUGAAGAAAAUUCUGGGUGAGUUAGCGAUGGUUCUAGAUCAAGUGGAGGCUGAACUGGAGAAAAGAAAACUAGAGUAUCAAGGUAAUUAAGAGUAAAUAUCAUCAAUCACUGUGACGACAAAUCCUUCCAGGAGUGUCUUCAUGCGAGGUUUUUUUCUCCCUCCUGCAGGUCAGAAGUGUGAGUUGUGGCUUUGUGGACCUGAAUUUACACUAGCUGAUGUCUGCCUCGGAGCCUUGUUGCACAGGCUCAAGUUCUUGGGACUUUCUAAGAAAUACUGGGAGGACGGCAGCCGACCCAACCUGCAGUCCUUUUUCCUGCGCGUGCAAAAACGCUACGCUUUCCGGAAGGUCUUGGGUGACAUCCACACGACGCUCCUGUCGGCGGUCCUACCCAACGCCUUCCGGAUGGUAAAAAAGAAGCCGCCGUCCUUCUUCGGGGCCUCUUUUCUCAUGGGCUCGCUGGGAGGGAUGGGCUACUUUGCCUACUGGUUUUUAAAAAAGAAAUACAUGUAGUGAAUGCCCUCUUGUUGUGUUAAAUGUCUGUGUAUUUGUGUGAUGUUUCAACUUUUCUGUAAUGUUUUAUGACUGCAGGAAAACAUAAUGAAUCUAUAUAGAGAACACUAUUACUUACCUGGGUGAACAAAGAAUAUUAAAACAUUCCAUAAUAAGAAUCCUUGACAGCACAUUUUCUGGUAAUCAAGGCCUUCAUCCAGUUUUCUUUUCUGGCGACCUGCAGCUCUCGAGCCGGCGGGUUUUUGUUUCACUUCAGUUGGAGGCAUGCAUCAGGUCCACGUGUACUGAAACUUAAAGUAGAAACCCAGAAAUGUUAAACACAGUAACACCGACAAGGGGUUAACUGACCUUCGCAUGCCACUAUUAUAGUCAUUACUCAUCAUCGUUACCUGCUCCUCACUCCUCCACCAGCCUGAGGUUUCACCGGUCAAAAAACCGCAGGAGCAAAGACUCUCUGAUAAGUGCUGUGCUGCCAGAAACUGCCACUCGAAACUUUAGAAGGAUGAAGGCGAACAGAAGAGGGAUAGUUUGACAUUUUAGGAAAACGCUCACUUUGCUUUUUUCGCAGAGAUUUGCAUUCUUAGAUCGAUACCGCUCUCACGUCUGUCCCUUUUAGAUAUGACGCUUUAGCUGGGAAGCUAAAAACUGAACAUUUUAGGUGACUAAAUCUGCCGACCAGCACCUCUACAUGCUGAAAAUGAAGGUAGAUCUAAUGUUUGAGCCACUGGUGAUCCUAGACCUACCUAAAUAUCUCUCUGUUUAUAUGUAAGGGUUUAUUCUAAGGAGACCAGACAUGUUUAAGAAAAAUAUACAGCACUUGUGAAAACUUAACUCGAUAUUAUAUCAGAUCCUUUUAAAUUCCACAGGAAACAACUAUUUUCCCCAUCUAUCUACUUCUCGUUGAAAAUAUUUGAAUUUUCCAGGUGUUUUUUUUUAGUUUCUAUUUGGAUGAGAAAAUAUCUCUUUUUCAUGUUAAUUUUGGCAGAUAUUUUUGAUUUAGUCUUCGUCUUUGGAAUAAAAGUUCUGUCAGUUUUAGUCCUAUUUUAGUCAGUUUUGCCCUCAUGUGUCUGUUCUGUAAAGUUUUAGUGAAGAAAAAGUCAAAACAGUUAAGUUGAUAAAGGUUAAAACAUUUUAGUCGAGUUUAAGUCAGUUACAUUAUAAUAAUUACAGUGAGCUUAAACUUUUUCUCCGGGUUCAUGUGCAAGUUUGGAAAGUAUGGAGGUAAAUUUGAUCAGUUUCCAAAAAGUCUUAAAAAGUAUGAAAAAAUAUUUGUGUUUCCAGACUUUUACUAAAGUUCACAAAUACUGUCUUUUAAAAUAGAAAAGUAGGUUUUUCCAAAAAUAAUUCUAAAAAAUUAGGAUGUAGAAAUUCCAACUGCGUAGAAACCCUGUUUUCUGUUUUCAAACUAAGUCAAUCAGUUAAUAAUAAGAUAAAUAAGACUCUUUAUAGUCAAAUUGUCUUUGUUCUUUUUUGGUCUCUACCUGAUAAAAAGCUGCAUCACAGCUGUUGUUGUGAACUUUUAAUGCAGUUUUCUGAUGCAGAUAGACAGGAAUCAGUAUGGAAGCAAUUUGAUCAAUUUCCAGGUCUUGAAAAGUAUGAAAAUGAAAAAUAAAGUCUGGGAAAAUAUUGAUGUUAACAGAAUAUAUUACCACAGUUAAAAAAAUACUGUUUUCUAAAAUAGAAAAGUAGGUAUUUCCAAAAAUAAUUCUAAAAAGUUAGGUAUGGAAAUUCCAACUGUGUAGAAACCCUGUUUUCUGUUUUCAAACUAAUUAAAAACACAGAUAAGAGUCUUGAUAGUCAGUCUUUCGUGUCUUAAAGAACUUCUAAAGGAUUUAAGAGGAUCUGAUUUCUGACUCACAGCACGUUUAUGUUUUUCUUAAAGUUGUCUUUGCAUCACAGCUGUUGUUGUGAACUUUUAAUGCAGUUUUCUGAUGCAGAUUGACCCAAAUGAAGAAAAAACCACAUAAUUCCACGAUCACAUAGAGCAAAGACAUAAACAGACGACAAAAUAAGUGAUUUACCUUAUCAGGAUUUUCUUCUUAACCCUCAGGACUUUGAAUAUUGUAAACCAAACGUUUGUUACCCCGGCUGAAAUCUAGUGCGUAUUAAUCGGACAGAUACUGAGUGAUAUCGAAUCCAACUCUCUGUGAAAAUCCAGAAAACAGUCCUAAAGCAGUGGAACUAUUCCUUUAUCUGAGUGUACACCCUCCACACACACAGUCAAACCCACAUACUAACAGUCACACACAGUCACACACGUGCGCUCAGAGUCAGAUUACUUCACAGAUCUCACACUGCUCCACUCUCACUCUCUGAAGUUCAGGCUGUUUCUCAAAGUUACACUCGGCUGAUCUGCUGGUUCGAUUGUAAAUUCUGCGUCUUCGGCACAAUCGUGUGUUUCUGUAGGUUUAGGAUGUAGAUUUUAAUGCAUGUUUUUUUUUUUUUCUUAUCGUGUAAUAAGCGUUUUGUGAUCGGUGGAGGGUUUUGUGUCGCCCAGAGGCAGAAUUUAUGAUCCCGACCCGAAACAGACCGCUAUAGACGGCCAGUUCAACCAGUAAAAACACUAAAUCAAGAAAAAGUGAGAAAAAAGUUACAAGAAAGUCACAAUUAUGGGAUAAAAAGUCACGAUAAAGGAGUUAAAUGUGAGAAUUAUGAGAUUUGACUUUCUUGUAAUUUCGACUGUUUUCUCAUAAUGUCAUAUAAUCUCAUAAUUAACACUUUAAUUCUAAAACUUUGACUUUUUAUCUAAUAGAAAAGGACUUUAAUUACAAAAUUCUUACUUUUCAUUUAUUUUUAAAAUGACUUUUCUACCACUUUUGGCUUUAAAUCGUAUCAUUUGGACUUUCUAUCUGAUAAUUAAGACUUUUUAAUCUCAUAAUUUACGUUUAUGGUCCCAUAAAUUUGACCCUGACUCAUAACUUCUACAUUAAGACUGACUCUUUACUCAUUACUAUGACCUAUAAUAUCAUAAUACAAACGCAUAUUUUUUACUUUUCAUGAAAAUAUUCCCACUUAAUUUAGAAUUCAACCAUUCCUCUGAUUUAUUGUCCAAUUACGACUUUUUUUGCUCAUAUUCUGACUUUUUAUCUCAUUAGGAUGCCCCUCUUUUCAUACAUCUACAUUAUAGUACCUAAUUAAGACUUUUUGACUCAUUAUUUGGACUUUUUAUCCCAUAACUUGAAUAUUUAUCUCAUAAUUCUGUCUCUUUUCUUAUCCCUCUGACUUACUGUUUCUCAUUUAGACUUUUUUGCUCUUAAUCUGACUUUUUAUCUCAUAACGAUGCCCCUUUUUUCAUACGUCUAAUUAACAGUAUCUAUUCUUGACUUUUUGACUCAUUAUUUUGACUUCUUAAUCACAUACUUAUCUCACACUAAUGCCUCUUUUCUCUUAUUUUUCCCGUCUUUUACUGGUUGAAGUGUCCCUCUGUAGUUCUUGAAUUUUCUGCUGCUAACUGUAAUCUCUGAGUCAGCUGCACUCAACCGUGUUUCACAGACAGUCCCUCAGCAAUACUGAGCGUAGAAACACCUCUGCCGUUUGUUCGUGUCGCCGACUCCUCCUGACAGAUGCAAGAUUGUUUUUACAGAUAGAUAUUUUUAAUUAAACGUUGUCUCGUUUAUUUCCAGCUAAAUUUUUAAAGAGGAAUUAAGAGGAACAGGAGGGAGGGAAGCUGAUUCAUCUGAAGAAACAGCCUUCCACUUCCUGUCUUGUUGUUUGUUGUGUAUUUUCCUCGCUCCACACUCUGUUCACCCUUAAUGGGAGCCUUUCAGGUGGUAGGACGAGUUAUAACUCAGCUCCUGAAGCGUACGCUCUCUCUUUUGUUUGAACUCAUUAUGUGAGGCCGGAGUUUUAAGCUGCUUUAGGUUUUACGGCUGGUUAUACAGACAUUCCUGCAGUAAGGACUCGCACUCAUUAAAGGGGAUAAGUGUCGAGCCUCGGACAAUGAAGGCGAUUUAUUUCCUCCUGUCUGUGCAGCAGUGGCAGAAAAACGUUGAACCAAAGACGACGAUCAGUUCUCCUUUAACAGCAGCGUCACACGGCUGCGUCACACCUGAUGAUGAUAAAUCAGAUUUUAUUUAAGAAAAAGAGGGUUUAGAUUCCUAGUGAGCGUGCGAUAUAGCCAUAUAGAUGUAACUCUUUCAAAUCAAUCCUUUAUGCCUGGAAAGAAGAUAUUUAAGAUUUGUGCGUUAAAGGAAACAGGGAAAUAUUUUGGUUUUCUGUUCUUGCAUGAGCAGCGGUGAUGUAAAUGGCACAAAAGAGAAGUUUUAGAAAUAUAAACCUGAUUUUUUUUUCAAGUUUUGAAGAAAGCAAGAGGUCGUAGAAGUGUACAGAACUAUUUUCUGUUGUGUUUUACCCAUACGAAUGUUUUUGAUGUUGAUUUCAGACACUCAUCUAUUCUGUUGAUUUAUCAGAAACCAGUCAACAUACUCCGUAACCAGCUGAUCGUUGUAAACACUCGGUAAAUUCAGAUUACUGCGAGCACACCUGUAACGACUCCACCGCUUCUUCUGACUGAAAUAACGCAACCCGAGGGGGACGGACACGCAGAGGUCAAGUCGAGGAAUCCUAGUUGUGAUUUGUGGCCAUUCUCUCUUUCACUAUAGUAUUUUUUUAUUUUUUAACUUUUUAUUUUUUAUAUUUCUAUAUAUGCAUUUAUUUAUGGUGCUUUUUAUGAUGUUUGUUCAUAAGCCUUAAUUUAUUCAGUUGCCAUCAAUGACAAAUAAAUACUGAAAAUGGAAUACACA